Molecule: messenger RNA, 2147 nt
Organism: Salvia miltiorrhiza (redroot sage)
Lineage: Eukaryota; Viridiplantae; Streptophyta; Magnoliopsida; Lamiales; Lamiaceae
Exons: 2
Coding region: 253-1668 (471 amino acids)
Molecular function (GO): zinc ion binding
Source: RefSeq, a predicted model, not a curated record
GCUGAGGCAAAAGUUGGACGCUCAGAUCAGGGACGCCUCUAUUACAAGUGCAAGCACUCUGAUAAGUGCAAGUUUGAUGUGCGUGCAUCUUGUCACGGUGGAGGGAUGUGAGGAGUGCAUAAGUUUAAAGAGCACUCUUGCCAAGGGGAAUUGGGCAUUUUGAAACGAAUAAAGGUACACUCGAAUGUGGUUGCAGCUUAUGUGGAAAAAAGAAUACGCGAUGAUGGAGAGGUCAUUAAGCCGAAAUCUAUUAUGGCGGAGUUGUUACGUGAAUUUGGAGUCAGAAUCAAAUAUGAUGUCGCGCUGCGUGCAAGAAAUCUCAGCUUAUUAGAGAAGAUAUACGGUCGAAUUGAUGAUUCGUUCCUUCUUCUGCCAAAAUAUUUGUAUGCCCUAAGGCAAGCGAAUCCAGGCACCUUGACGGGUUUGGAAGUAGACGAAAACAACCGGUUCAAACAUCUGUUUGUUGCUCUUGCGGCUUCCACCUCACCUUUCUUCUUUUCUCUUCGACCAGUGAUUGUGCUCGACGGUACACACUUGAAGGGGAAGAACAAUGGUAUUUUGUUCAUCGCCGUGACAAAAGAUGGAAAUGAGCAAGUUUUUUCGUUGGCAUUCGGUGUCGGGCCGAUCGAGAAUGAUGAGUCAUGGAAGUGGUUCCUGUCACAUGUGAGACAAACUUUCGGGCAGCCCGACAACUUACUAGUUGUCUCUGAUGCGCAUGUCUCCAUUGCAAAUGCUGUGAAGAGCGAGUUACCAAAUGCUACUCAUGGUCUUUGCUACUACCACUUGCAGAACAAAAUUAAGGGCUACGGGCAAGCUGUUGUUGAGCUUUUCCGCCAGGCUGCAUACACCUACGAGGACUCCGAAUUUUCACGUGCAAUGUCGGCUAUGGCUCAAUUGAAGCCGGCGGCGUACGGGAAGUUGAUGCGCGUAGGCCCUGAAAAGUGGGCACGAUCACAAUGUCCGGUGACCCGUUAUAGUUUUCUUACAUCUAAUGCUGCCGAGGCUUUGAAUGCCCGUUUGUUGUGGGCCAGACGCUUGCCUAUAUGCUCCAUGCUGGAGGCAAUCAGGAUGGUUCUGGAGCAGUGGUUCAAUGACAGACUUGCGUCUGCGGAAGAAAGCGAGGAUCUUCUUACUCUAGAGGCAACACAAGAGAUAAGUGCGGAGAUUUCAAAGAGUCGUCGUUACACUGCGAAGAGGACCUCCGAGAGAAAAUACAGGGUUCGUGCUGGUGAUCGUCGCUUCAUGGUUGACCUUCAAACGCGAAGCUGUGAAUGCAAUGAAUUCAACCUGGACGGCAUGCCGUGUUCUCAUGCGAUCGCAGCCAUUACUGAGGCGAACGAGCCAGUGGAAGAUUACGUCAAAGAUUACUACAAGCGGAGUUCACUGGUUCAAACAUACUCCGGUUCAGUAAAUCACUUGCCUCCCUUAGAGCAUUGGGAAAUUCCGUUUGAAAUUGCAACUGAUAUUGUUUUGCCAAAUCUUUCUCGGCGACAAGCUGGUCGACCAAGAGAAUCUAGAAUUCCUUCAGCUGGUGAGAGGCCGACGCAGAGGACUACUACAGCGGAUGCAUCAAGUAGUCGAAAAAAACGAGCACCCAAAAGUCGUGGUCUAUGUGGCUCGCCUGGCCACACACGUAGAGCAUGCAAGGGUACGGAAUGGGAGCAGUAGUUUAAUUUCGAUGGGUACUGAUGUUUUUUCAUUCCAGUAAUUGAUGUGCUGAAGUUGGCAGCAUUGGAUUCAAUAUUUUUCGAUGCGAUAUCACUUGCAUAAUAUCUAUGAACUACCAAAAACAACAAAAUUUUUAGUAACCGCCAUAAAUUCAUUUUUUAGCAUCAGUAGCCGCCCAGAAAAAAAUUCCGCGGCUACUGGGCGCGGGUAAUCAUUUUAUGGCGGCUACUGCAAAUUUUAGCAUUCUUUUGAUGUUUUAGAAGCUGUUAGGCUGUUUGAUUUGAAAUAUUUGAAGCAGAAAACACACGCAUUUAGUAAUGACCAACAUGAACAUGUCUUAACAAUUAUGAGUUGAAAUUAUGAAUGAGACUUUGGAGAAGUGAACAAUGUUUUAUAUAAAAGUUAAGUAAAUAACAUAACAUAACCUGAGAUAGUUUGGUUAUGCAUUAAACUAUAAAAUAAGAUGAAAUAUCCAAGUA